Messenger RNA from Haliaeetus leucocephalus (bald eagle), 1205 nucleotides. RefSeq names its product fructose-1,6-bisphosphatase isozyme 2. NCBI's taxonomy places the organism in Eukaryota, Metazoa, Chordata, Aves, Accipitriformes, Accipitridae. The transcript has 8 exons. Gene Ontology annotation, cellular component: cytosol; cytoplasm. The record is from RefSeq and is a predicted model, not a curated record. Gene Ontology annotation, biological process: sucrose biosynthetic process; fructose 6-phosphate metabolic process; fructose 1,6-bisphosphate metabolic process. Gene Ontology annotation, molecular function: fructose 1,6-bisphosphate 1-phosphatase activity. Bases 133 to 1155 code for a protein of 340 amino acids.
CCCCUGGGAUGUGCCAUACACUUUCAAAACCCUCCUCCAUGGAAGAGGCCAAAAGAGGCCACCCAGGAUCUCAGCGUGGCAAGAAAGCCUCUCGUCCAGCCGAGAAUAUAGGAACUCUGGUACCCAGCAAAAAUGUCCGACAAAACCCCCUUCGAAACGGAUAUGCUGACGCUCACGCGAUUUGUUAUGGAGAAGGGACGCCGCGUUAAAGGAGCGACAGGGGAGCUGACACAGCUGCUCAACUCCAUGCUGACUGCCAUAAAGGCCAUUUCCUCCGCAGUCAGAAAGGCAGGCCUUGCCCACAUGUUUGGUAUAGCUGGCACUGUGAACGUGACUGGUGAUGAAGUGAAGAAGCUGGACGUAUUAUCCAACUCCCUGGUGAUUAAUAUGCUCCAGUCCUCCUACAGCACCUGCGUCCUGGUCACGGAGGAGAACAAGGAGGCCAUCAUCACCCCGAAAGAGAAGCGGGGUAAAUAUGUGGUGUGCUUUGAUCCCCUCGAUGGCUCAUCCAACAUAGACUGCUUGGCACCAAUAGGAACAAUAUUUGCUAUCUACAAAAAGGAAACAGACAACGAGCCCUCUGAAAAAGAUGCUUUGCAGCCCGGACGCAAUAUUGUUGCUGCAGGCUAUGCCUUGUACGGCAGUGCUACACUGGUAGCCCUCUCCACGGGGCAAGGAGUGGACUGCUUCAUGCUCGAUCCGGCUCUCGGUGAAUUUAUUUUGGUGGACAGAGAUGUUAAAAUCAAGAAGAAAGGGAAAGUAUAUAGUCUCAAUGAAGGUUAUGCAAAGUAUUUUGAUCCUGCAAUGACAGAAUAUUUACAAAAGAAGAAAUUCCCUGAGGAUGGCAGUUCCCCAUAUGGUGCCAGGUACGUGGGCUCCAUGGUAGCUGAUGUUCACCGUACAUUGAUGUAUGGUGGGAUCUUCAUGUACCCUGCUAAUCAGAAGAGUCCUAAAGGAAAGCUCCGACUUCUCUACGAGUGCAACCCUAUGGCUUUCAUCAUUGAGCAGGCAGGUGGGGUAGCAACUACAGGGACUGAGGCGGUGUUGGACGUGAAACCUGAGAGUAUUCACCAGAGAGUCCCUCUUAUCCUUGGUUCUCCAGACGACGUGCAAGAAUACCUUGCUUGUGUACAGAAACACCAGAAGAGCAGCUAAAGGCUUCUCCACAUCAGACCUUGCUCGUUUGUCUUCAAUCUACAGGAAAA